Molecule: messenger RNA, 1209 nt
Organism: Tachyglossus aculeatus (Australian echidna)
Lineage: Eukaryota; Metazoa; Chordata; Mammalia; Monotremata; Tachyglossidae
Product: probable G-protein coupled receptor 132
Exons: 2
Coding region: 85-1125 (346 amino acids)
Biological process (GO): G1/S transition of mitotic cell cycle; negative regulation of G2/M transition of mitotic cell cycle; G protein-coupled receptor signaling pathway
Cellular component (GO): membrane
Molecular function (GO): G protein-coupled receptor activity
Source: RefSeq, a predicted model, not a curated record
ACCUUUGGAGAGGCGCUCCUGGGCUACCCGAGGAGAGUUUGAACCUGGAUCUAAGCAGAAAGCUGAGGUUUCGUGAAUGUGGACAUGCAGAACGGCACCGUCACAACCACCACUGGGGCCCAAUCCCAGAACUGCAGCGUCUCGUACGAGGAGAGCAAGGCAUUUCUGAUCGUGGUGUACUCCACCGUGUGUGCGUUAGGGUUUCCGGCAAAUUGUCUGACCCUGUUUCUAACGUGGAAGCAAGUCAAGCAAAACAACGUGUUGGCCGUAUACCUGUUCUUCUUGUCCGUCUGCGAACUGCUCUACAUCUCCACCCUGCCGUUCUGGAUAAGAUACAUCACCCAAAAUCACAUGUGGGACCUAGGAGAGUUUUCCUGCCAGAUGAUUGCCUUCCUCUUUUUUUGCAACAUCUACAUCAGCAUCUUAUUAUUGUGCUGCAUUUCCAUCGACCGCUUCAGGGCCGUGGUGUUCGCCUUGGAAUCCAGAGGCCUGAGACAGCAGUGGACGGCGGUCCUCCUUUCCGUCUUGGUCUUCGUUUCCGUGGGAUUGGUUCACGCCCCAGUGUUUCAAAUAGCGUCCCAGAACCACACCUGUUUCGAAGCUCUGCCGGUCGACAGUCAGACCGCUAAAUAUUACUACACCAGAUUCGUAGUCGGCUUCGUCGUCCCCUUCGCCAUUAUCGUGUACACAAACUACCGAAUCUUCAGAAGCAUCAAGAAGAGCGUCAGUUUGAAACCCCGCCAAAAGACCAAGGUGAAAUACUUGGCAAUAGCGAUAAUCGUCAUUUUCCUCAUCUGCUUCGCCCCCUACCACGUGGUGAUUCUGGUCCGAGCUUUACACUUUUCCCGCUUCUCGGGGGACAUGUGUGAUUUUGAGAAAAGGGUCUACACUUCCUCGGUGGUCUUUCUGUGUUUAUCCACAGUGAACAGUGUGGCAGAUCCAAUCAUCUACGUGUUUGUCAGCGAAAACUGUAGGAACGAUCUGAGCAGAAUCUUCAGAGGGUGGAAUACUAGUUCUGCCAUCCAGGCCAACAGGGAAAGUACUGGUAUCCUCAGCAAAGAGCUUCAAGAAUUUCAAGAGUCUCCAAGGUCUGAAAUCGCGACCUGCCUUCCACCCCAGUCGUAGUAGUUCUGGGGGCCGGUGUUUGGAGCUUAGCGCCCGGAGAUCUGGUGCUCAGACUUCUCCCUUCAGACACGAAUCCAUCGGCUA